AUGGGAAAUGAUAGGAAACCAAGGCUGACUUUCGAAGAGGUCUUGCUCUGUAUCGCAGGCGUCCUAUCCUUCCGCAGCCUCAUCGUCGUCUUCAUCUGCAAUUUUUGGGGACACUUUGAUGCUUCCCUGCGGUAUCCCAUCGUGCACGAUCUUGACAGUUUUUUUGCCUUGAAACAGCUCUUCCUGGUUCUCCUGAAGACAGCAGGAUACCUCUUGGGCUUCAGGGAGGUCACCAAGAACUUAGGAUGGGCCGUCCUUGCACUCCUCGUAAAUGUUUGCACAGUUCCAAUCAUUUGGCUGACAGCUUUGCCAAUUGGGGACGUAAACAGCUACCAUCAGAAGCAUGAUGUGCUUGAUGAAGACCUGGCGAUUCGGAUAUGGUGCACGCUCACUGUGAGUACAGAAAGGGCAGCUGCAGUUGCACGUUUCAAGGCAACAGCUCGAAAGGCGUUGGCAGGCGUAGCAAAAGCGGUGCCUAUGCUAAAGCCAGCUGCCCUACGCAUAGAUCCUACCUUGGUGAGAAUCCUCAAGGCAAACUCUGUCUGA
Symbiodinium pilosum is the source of this 546-nucleotide messenger RNA. NCBI's taxonomy places the organism in Eukaryota, Dinophyceae, Suessiales, Symbiodiniaceae. The record is from the annotation of a GenBank genome assembly.